Daucus carota subsp. sativus is the source of this 651-nucleotide messenger RNA. RefSeq names its product ethylene-responsive transcription factor 1B. The transcript has a single exon. Gene Ontology annotation, molecular function: DNA binding; DNA-binding transcription factor activity. Gene Ontology annotation, biological process: ethylene-activated signaling pathway; regulation of DNA-templated transcription. The record is from RefSeq and is a predicted model, not a curated record. Lineage: Eukaryota; Viridiplantae; Streptophyta; Magnoliopsida; Apiales; Apiaceae. Bases 1 to 651 code for a protein of 216 amino acids.
AUGAACUAUCCCUCUUCCCCUUAUUCUUGGGAUGAACUUCUCCAUCAUCACAGCUUCCUUCCAUCUCCCCUAGAAUAUCAUCAACUAAACUCACCACAACUCUUCAGUGCCUUCGCAGAUCACGAACCACCAGAAUCGUCCAAUACAUAUUGGUCGAGGAGCACGAAUAACGACGAAGAGAUGAUCUUGAAGAUGAAACAAGAGCAAGAAUUAAUAGCGGAUGAUAUAAAGAACGAGGAGAAACGUUACAUAGGCGUUCGAAGACGGCCGUGGGGGAAAUUUGCAGCGGAGAUUCGAGAUUCUACCAGAAAUGGAAGGAGGGUUUGGCUGGGAACAUUUGACAGCGACGAGGAGGCGGCCCUGGUGUAUGAUCAAGCUGCGUAUUUGAUGCGCGGAUCUCUCGCUCAUCUCAAUUUUUCGGUGAAAAGAGUACAAGAUUCUCUCCGAGAAGUCAAGUAUAGGUGUAAGGAGGGAUGUUCUCCUGCCGAGGCCUUAAAGGAGAGCCAUAAGAUGAGAUGUAAUACUAUGAGAAGUAAGAACAAGAAGAUUAACAAACAAAAUAGUAAUAUGUUUGUAUUCCAGGACUUGGGAGCUGAUUUGCUAGAGGAGCUUCUUAACAAGUCUGCAGAGAGUUCUUCUACAUGUUUUUAG